Anneissia japonica is the source of this 2081-nucleotide messenger RNA. Its product is annotated as cell adhesion molecule 4-like. The record is from RefSeq and is a predicted model, not a curated record. The coding region runs from base 690 to 2057 and encodes 455 amino acids. The transcript has a single exon. Lineage: Eukaryota; Metazoa; Echinodermata; Crinoidea; Comatulida; Comatulidae.
AUACUUUAGCAGGAUUAACAAAUAUUUAUACAAUUUUGGCAUUAUAUAUUCAAAUUCAUCACACUUGUAUGUACAUAAAUAGGUGAAACCACCAUAAUGCACUACAGGAAAACAUGACUAAAAUUUACAAUAUCUCGAAUAUAACAUAUUAAUGCUUGCUGUACACCACGUAUAUAGUUCUGAAAAGAACUGUUAUUGUUGGUUGAGAAUAUCUCGACGUUUCGAUUGGGUUGCUUCAAUCGUCUUCAAUAAUAUCUGCUUUCGAAUCGAUAUCGCGAAUAUAUUUAGUACUUUUACUGUAGUACAAAUGUCAUUCCAAUACACAUAACAGUAAACUAAGCUUAUAAAAAUACAAUCAAUCACUAUUUAUCAAAAUCCACUACCGGUAAAAUAUUUGUUUAUUCUUACAUUUAUUUGACUAAAAGAGAUAUUUUAGAAACCUGUAACAAAAUAUCAAAAAGAGAGUUCCUGUGUUAAUUCUUUGAAAUGCCUGUGUAGCAUACAGUGAAAUCCCAUUAUAAAUCGAAGUCGGCGGUCGUCGGUCAAAACGCACAAGCAAUAGAAAAUAAAAAUAAGAUUUGGGAUAUAGGAAUACAAUGUUUUUCUCCUGGUAGCUAGGUUGGAGUAAUGUCCAUAGGGUUUUUUUUGUAAGGUGUGUUUUCACGGAAGAGGGUAACUUACAUAGCAAAAUGUGUACAUUGAAACCUUUAUUGGUUCUUUUACAUAUAUUUCUUGCUCAGGCUGUAAGAUUUACUGGCAAACCAAAGAAUGUUCAACAAUUUGAAGGACAAACUACAAGACUGAAAUGUAUCUUAGGAGAUUUUGAUAAAGACAAACAUACAGUAUCGUGGAUGAAGGGAGAAACAAGACUAAGUCGACAAAAUGUGGUAACUGCUACAGAUAUGCGGAUAUCGGUGUAUUUAGACGAUCUGCCAUAUGUGGGAGCAUAUACAUAUUUAUUAAUUAUAUCAGACCUAGUACUCGAGGACGAGGGUGGUUAUCACUGUCAAAUAGAUCAAAUUUCUACUAUCAGUUCUGGAAUAGCAUAUCUCACAGUAUUGCAAGUUCCCUCGUCUGAGUAUCCAAAAUGUACAAAGUCAGCUAACAGCUACGUCGUUGGUUUACCAGUACAAUUAACGUGCGUUAGUGUUUUGAUAAGUCCUCCAGUUGAUCUGAACUGGAAUCGUCACGGUAGCCCUAUUUCAUCAAUGAGUACGCAAACUGAAACACGUGAUGGUUUGGUCUACGAAAUUUACACAUUUACAGCAAAGAAAACUGAUAACGAUGAUACUUUUAUGUGUCAACAAAGAACGGACGUUCUUUCUUAUACACAAAAUUGUACAAUUCAAAACUUGAAUAUACAAUAUCGUCCUGAAGUUAAAAUACAACACACUAGUGCAAUAUUUGCGGGAUCUGAUUCUAUAUUAUUCUGUCAAUCAUUUGCUAUCCCCCCAGUUACUGUGUUUAGAUGGACGUUUACACCUGUAUUUGAUGCUAAUGAAUAUAUUGCAGAUGGGCAAGUAUUGACACUUAUAAAACCAUCGAUGGCUAGAAAUGCAACAAGAAUCACUUGUUCUGCAGAAAAUAAUAUUGGUAUCAGUACAGAUACAAUGACGUUACACAUAACGGAGGAAUUAAGGCGCGAUAAUAAUAUUCAGAAAGACGGUAAUGAUUUUAAAUAUUUACCUGAAACAAAAGGAAAUAAUAUGGAUAUAUUUGGAAAGGGCAACCCGGGUAUAUCACUGUACGUUGUCAUAAUUAUUAUUGUAUUGGUCGUCAUCAUUGUUGUGGUUGUUGUUAUCAUUCCUGUUUACUAUCACUGCUUCUGUAAAACAAGGACUGCUACUGAUAAUUCUGGUAGGGAGAUAUACCAGCCUACGGUGUUUUAUGAUACCAGAGAUCGUACUAGUGGUCUAUACGAUCGGUCUUUACCUCAUUUACCGAGUACAGGACAUUAUGGUCACUGGAGACACUCGUUUGCAUCUCAAGUUCCUGAAGAUCUUGAUCAACAAGGAUAUAUGUACAUAGAAGAAAGAAACGGACAGAAUACACUUUAGAAAUAUCGCUUAUUCAAUGUGGUA